UGGCUUGGCAAGAGGUCACGUGGGGCGUUACCCGGAGGCGGAACACUGCUACCGCCGCCUAAAAGCUUGCUGUUCGGGGGGCGCCUGGAUAUCCUAGCCAUGUGCCCCCCGCAUCCUGCCUCUGCUAUGCUGACGUUUUCUGUUGCUUUCUUGGCCGCGCCCUUGGCGCAGGCUGAGAUACCGUACGUGGUGCUUGUGGACGCAGCCCGCCCGCUGAGGCCUCUGUUGCCCUUCUGGAGGAGCACCGGCUUCUGCCCCACACUGCCUCACGACCAGGCUGACCAGUACGACCUCAGUUGGGACCAGCAGCUGAACCUUGCCUACAUAGGUGCCGUACCUCACAGUGGCAUUGAGCAGGUCCGGAUACACUGGCUGCUGGACCUCAUCACAGCCAGCAGGAAGUCAUCUGGUCAGGGACUGAUCUACAACUUCACCCACUUGGAUGCAUUCCUGGACCUUCUCAUGGAGAACCAGCUUCUCCCUGGAUUUGAGCUAAUGGGCAGUCCUUCUGGGUACUUCACGGACUUUGAGGACAAGCAGCAGGUGUUUGAGUGGAAGGACCUGAUUUCUCUCUUAGCCAGGAGAUACAUUGGUAGGUAUGGGCUGACACAUGUUUCCAAGUGGAACUUUGAGACUUGGAACGAACCAGACCACCAUGACUUUGACAACGUGUCCAUGACCACACAAGGCUUCCUGAAUUAUUAUGACGCCUGCUCUGAGGGGCUGCGCAUUGCCAGCCCUACUUUGAAGCUGGGUGGUCCUGGGGAUUCCUUCCACCCCCUGCCAAGGUCACCAAUGAGUUGGAGCCUCCUGGGUCACUGUGUCAAUGGAACCAACUUCUUCACUGGUGAGAGGGGCGUGCGUCUGGAUUACAUCUCCCUGCACAAGAAGGGUACAGGCAGCUCUAUCGCCAUUCUGGAGCAGGAGAUGGCAGUUGUGGAGCUGAUCCAGCAGCUCUUCCCUGAGUUCAAGGACACCCCUAUUUACAAUGACGAGGCAGACCCUCUGGUGGGCUGGUCCCUGCCACAACCUUGGAGAGCUGAUGUGACUUAUGCGGCCCUGGUGGUAAAGGUCAUUGCACAGCAUCAGAACCUGCUGUUUGCCAAUAGCAGUUCCUCCAUGCGCUAUGUGCUCCUCAGCAAUGACAAUGCCUUCCUGAGCUACCACCCGUACCCUUUCUCCCAGCGUACACUUACUGCUCGCUUCCAAGUUAACAAUACCCACCCACCCCAUGUGCAGUUGCUGCGAAAGCCAGUACUCACAGUCAUGGGGCUGAUGGCCCUGUUGGAUGGAGAGCAACUCUGGGCAGAGGUCUCAAAGGCUGGGGCUGUGUUGGACAGCAAUCAUACAGUGAGUGUCCUGGCCAGCACCCAUCACCCUGAAGGCUCCUCAGAGGCCUGGAGCACCACAGUCCUGAUCUGCACUAGUGAUGACACCCAUGUACAUCCCAACCACAGUAUCCCCGUGAUUCUUCGCCUGCAUGGGAUACCUCCUGGUUUAGAGCUUGUCUACGUAGUACUCUCAUUAGACAAUCAACUCAGCAGCCCCUACAGUGCAUGGCAGCACAUGGGACAGCCAGUCUUCCCCUCUGCAGAGCAGUUCCGACACAUGCGCAUGGUGGAGGAUCCAAUGGCUGAGGCACCACGCCCCUUUCCUGCUAGGGGCCGCCUGACCCUACACCGAAAGCUUCCAGUGCCAUCACUCCUGCUGGUGCAUGUAUGCGCACGCCCCUUGAAGCCACCAGGGCAGGUCAGCCGGCUCCGUGCACUGCCCCUGACACGUGGGCAGCUGGUUUUGGUGUGGUCGGAUGAGCAUGUGGGCUCCAAGUGCCUGUGGACAUAUGAGAUCCAGUUUUCCCAGAAGGGUGAAGCGUAUGUCCCAAUCAACAGGAGGCCAUCUACUUUUAACCUCUUUGUGUUCAGUCCAGACACAGCUGUGGUCUCUGGCUCCUACCGAGUACGAGCAUUGGACUACUGGGCCCGGCCAGGCCCCUUUUCUGACCCUGUGACUUACCUGGAUGUCACUUCCUCAUGAGAGCCACUGGCUCCUAGUGACUGGUGAGCCUGUGCUGACUGGUGAAUGGAGUUAAUCAGGAUGAGCUAGACUGCCAUUAGCUACCCAGCUGACUAUCAGCUUCUGUUGUUGUUCCCCUAUUUCCCUUUAAAGUGUCUUUCUCUACCUCAGACUUAGGGUCAGCCUUUGUGGAUGAGCACUUUACAGGGCCCAGUUGGAGUGACCUUUGCCCACCUUCCUCCCCAUUCCCAGCUGUUCAAAAAUUUAAAUGUGGGACUGGAAUGAUGGAUCAGUGGACAAGAAUUUAUGUUCAGAUAUCUAACUCUCAUGUAAAGGCUGGACAUGGCAAUAUAUGCCUAUUGCCCUAGUGUUGGUAGAAGGGACAGAGACAGGCCAGGGCUCACUUGCUUUCCAGUCUACCUGAAACUGCAACUUCCAUACCUACCACAGUUUAAAUUCAUUUUCUUGAGCUUCUGUAAUAUCAAAAAUAAAGUUAUGUACUUCUGAAA
Molecule: messenger RNA, 2522 nt
Organism: Mastomys coucha (southern multimammate mouse)
Lineage: Eukaryota; Metazoa; Chordata; Mammalia; Rodentia; Muridae
Gene: Idua
Product: alpha-L-iduronidase
Exons: 14
Coding region: 100-2034 (644 amino acids)
Biological process (GO): carbohydrate metabolic process
Molecular function (GO): L-iduronidase activity
Source: RefSeq, a predicted model, not a curated record